AUGGAGAUGGCCGCAGUCGCACAACGCAUUUCGCUGCCGGAGGUGGAGAGGUUGAGUGGAUCAGUGAUCAGGCUGUUGGCUGGGAAUCCUGGGAAGUUCACAUUACAAGGGACAAACACCUAUCUUAUCGGCAAAGGCAGAGACCGUCUUCUGAUAGACACAGGCGAAGGGAAACCCAGCUGGUCUGCCUCGCUAAGGGGUGUCCUGGAGGCCGAAAAGGCCACUGUGAAGCAAGCGCUCCUGACGCACUGGCACCGAGAUCAUGUUGGAGGUGUCCUGGAUUUGUUGGAGAUUUGUCCCAAUGCUAAAGUGUGCAAAUACGAUGGGGAAGGGGAUGAGUUGAAUAUUGAGGACGGCCAGGUUUUUACGGUGGAGGGUGCGACGCUGAGGACAAUACAUACUCCUGGUCAUACAACGGACCAUGUCACGUUUUUGUUGGAAGAGGAGAAUGCAUUGUUUACGGGUGAUAACGUCCUUGGUCAUGGUACUGCAGUUUUCGAGGACCUUGCUGUGUACAUUGCAACAUUGGAGAAGAUGCGUAACCUUGGUGCUAGCAGGGGAUAUCCUGGACAUGGAGCUGUGAUUGAAGACUGCAAAGCUAAGAUUACCGAAUACAUUGAGCACCGACGGCAGAGGGAGGAAGAGGUACUGCGAGUGUUGAAGUUUGGAAGUCUAGACGGCGGCAACCCAGGUACAGGAGGAGCAUUGUAUAAACCUCGCGCUAUGUCGCCAGACGAGCUGGUUUCAGUUAUUUAUCCGGAUAUCGCAGAUCAGAUGCGCAUGCACGCCUCGCAUGGUCUGAUCCAGGCAUUGAUGAAGCUGGAAAAUGAGGGCAAGGUGACGUCGGAUAGCAUAUCUGGGCGGUGGCAGGUGAGUGGUGGGAAAACAUCUUUGUGA
Molecule: messenger RNA, 897 nt
Organism: Paracoccidioides brasiliensis Pb18
Exons: 4
Coding region: 1-897 (298 amino acids)
Biological process (GO): secondary metabolite biosynthetic process
Source: RefSeq, a predicted model, not a curated record